AUGAUCGGAGCCAACCUGAACCGCACCCGCACCCGCACCCGGGUACUGGCCGUCGGCGCGACUUUCGUCCUCCUCGUCGGCGCCUUUUGCAGCCUCUCGCCUGCGCUCCACCGCCUCGGCAACGACCGACAGCUCCGCAAGACGAUUAAACCAGCCAGGCUGUCGCGAGCCGAGCUAGGAAUACCCGACUCUGCAUUUGUUGUGACUGCCACCGGCUCCCUUUGCCACCGCAAGCAACAGCAUUGGGUGGUGCGAGCGCUGAGAGCACUGCUCGCUCAAGGGGCGGACGCCUAUGCGCUGCUGGUCGGCAAGCAGCACCAGUGGGGUGUCAGGACACAGCGACAUGUCGACGAGUUCGUCGCUCAAGUCAGCGAGGAGGCUCAGCGCACGGGCCUUAACCAGACGCGGCUGCGAAUCAUCGAGUUUACUCCCUCCGGCUCGUGGCAGUAUAUUGCCCUCGCCAACCUACACGUCUCGGCUUCACAGGCAGAGGCCUACCCGCUCAACACACUGGAGGCCAUGGCGCUCGGUGUGCCUGUCGUUGCCACCGCUGCGGGCGGGACGGCAGAGCAGUGGCCAAGCCCGGCACAGGCUCCAGAGGUGCAGUGGAUGCUCGUGGGCCCAACCGACGAGCAAGGCUUCGUGGCGGCGGUCAGCCGCGCCCAUGCGCUGCACACCAGGGGUGAGCUCUUGCCUUUGAGCUUGAUACAGCGCGCUUUUGUGGGAAGGGCUGAGGUAGCUGUGCGACGUUUUGAGCAGCGAGUGCAGGGCCUGCUCGAUCUUGUGCUGAGUCGGCUGCCUGCCCAAAGGGACCGGGGCGCGCUGUGGCGGCUGUGUUCAGGAGCGCCGGACGAUGUGAGAUAA
Messenger RNA from Emiliania huxleyi CCMP1516, 864 nucleotides. RefSeq lists its product as hypothetical. The transcript is spliced from 2 exons. The coding region runs from base 1 to 864 and encodes 287 amino acids. NCBI's taxonomy places the organism in Eukaryota, Haptophyta, Isochrysidales, Noelaerhabdaceae. The record is from RefSeq and is a predicted model, not a curated record.